AUGCUUUCCCCGUCUUCCAUCCUCGCGGCGGCCGCUCUCCCGCUCUUGCUGGCGCAGUCUGCCUCUGCUCGUCUCAUGCCGCGUGCGACGAACUACACCCAGGAGGCCGUCGACUCGGGUGAAGCACUCUCGGAUCUUCACGCCCAGGCCUACAACAACGCUCUUGCGCGCCUGGCAGCGAAUGGCACUUCCCAGUGCACCAAGGACAACGUCCGCGUUCGCCGUGAAUGGAGAAACAUGCCUGGCGAGGACCGCAUCGCUUACACAGAUGCCGUCACCUGCCUUCAGUCCAAGGCCCCCCUUUACACCGACAUCGCCGGCUCCAAGUCCAUGUUUGACGACUUUGUGGCCCUGCACCAGAACAUGACUGGUUACGUCCACAUGUCGGCCACGUUCCUCCUUUGGCACCGCUACUACAUCCAUACCUACGAGGAGAAGCUCAGCACCGAGUGUGGCUACACGGGAACACUCCCCUACUGGGAAUGGAGUCUCGACGGCGACGACCCGGCCUCCAGCCCGAUCUUCGACGGCUCUGCGACCUCGAUGGGCAGUGACGGCGCCUACGUCGCCCACGACGGCCUCGUCCUCAACAGCACCGAGCAGGUCAUCACGCUGCCCGCCGGCACCGGCGGCGGCUGCGUGACGUCGGGCCCCUUCACCAACAUGACGGUGCACCUCGGCCCUGAGGCGAUGCCGAACCUCGGCUCCGUGGUGUCCAACAACUCGGACACCCCGACGGCGGACAACCCGCGCUGCCUGAAGCGCGACCUCAACGGCGCCGUCCUGAGGACCUGGGCGAGCUUCCGCAACGUCACGGAUCUCAUCACGGACAACGACAACAUUGAGUGGUUCCAGGGCAUCGCGCAGGGCCAGACCAACUAUUCCGGUCUCGGCCAGCUCGGUGUCCAUGGGGCGGGACACUAUGCUUUCGGGUUGGAUCCCGGUUCUGACGUCUACAUCAGCCCUGGCGACCCGGUGUUCUACCUCCACCACACGCAGCUCGACCGUGUCUACUGGCUGUGGCAGAACCUGGACUGGGAGAACCGUCAAACCAUCUUCGGCACCGGCACCAUGGAGAACAGCCCUCCCAGCCCGGUGGUCCAGCUCGACGACCUUCUCGACUUGGGACCGCUGAACGACGAGAUUUCCCUCAGCAACGCGAUGGACACCAUGGCCGGGCCGUUCUGUUACAUCUACGCGACAGACUAA
Messenger RNA from Colletotrichum chrysophilum, 1209 nucleotides. RefSeq lists its product as uncharacterized. The transcript has 6 exons. The record is from RefSeq and is a predicted model, not a curated record. Gene Ontology annotation, molecular function: oxidoreductase activity. Lineage: Eukaryota; Fungi; Ascomycota; Sordariomycetes; Glomerellales; Glomerellaceae. The coding region runs from base 1 to 1209 and encodes 402 amino acids.